Drosophila takahashii is the source of this 619-nucleotide messenger RNA. RefSeq lists its product as uncharacterized. Gene Ontology annotation, molecular function: protein serine/threonine phosphatase inhibitor activity; protein phosphatase 1 binding. The record is from RefSeq and is a predicted model, not a curated record. Gene Ontology annotation, cellular component: nucleus. Lineage: Eukaryota; Metazoa; Arthropoda; Insecta; Diptera; Drosophilidae.
UCUGUCAGAAACUGAAUACGUUCACACCAUAUUCCCACUUAUUUGUUUUGUUGAAAAUGGCUCAAAAGCAGAGCAAUGAGACAACCAACGGGACGACCACUGAAAUUAUUGACGAGGGUGAUACCUGUGGUCCAUCGGAGGCGGCUCGGACAACGCCCACACUGCAAUUGCGUCUAGAACAUCCGCGGGACGAACGCCGGGUUGUUUUUCACGCUGGAGUCAUUGACAACGAGCAUUUGAAUCGCAAAAAAUCCAAAUGCUGCUGCAUAUACAAAAAACCUCUGGCAUUCGACGAAAGCUCUUCGGAAGAUGACGAAGACUGCGAACACUGCUUUGGGCACCCCGAAAAGCGGAAGAAGAACGUUAAACACAGUCAUGAUCACGAUGAAAACUCGUGCCCGGAGGCCACUCAUGCGGAUGGACCGUCGACAUCCACUCGAGCUACGGACUCUACUCUCCCGCCAGCUGAGCCUGUUGAAUCGCCGGCCAAUCCGAAAACACCUACCCAUGGCGUUGACCUCGAGCAGGAAGGUAGUUCGUAGCGCUUACUGCAAUUUAAAUAUGUGUAAUUAUAAACGUUAACAACACGGAACCAACCAGCUCUUGGAUCUACAAGCAA